Danaus chrysippus (African queen) is the source of this 351-nucleotide messenger RNA. NCBI's taxonomy places the organism in Eukaryota, Metazoa, Arthropoda, Insecta, Lepidoptera, Nymphalidae. The record is from the annotation of a GenBank genome assembly.
AUGGAAGGCGAGGGGGGCUCACAGACAGGGCGGCCGAGGGUGUGGGGCCAGACGGGAGACGGCCGACGCACCUCUCUUCCGCACGGCGUGUCGACAUACAUACACGCUGCACUACACCAGCCAUGUGAUUACACAUCACAAUGUCUUUUACGCCUACUACGUGCGACUACAAAGGACGUUGGUAUGGUAAUGGUAAUAGACUUAGAAACAGCGUCCCUGACCGCGCGGGCCUUGGUAGCGGCCGUCGACUCGGGCUCACUCCCUAUUACGACUUUAGCUUCUCAUUAUACAGAUACUGAGCUCCCCAUCCCGCUUGCACACAUAUUGAUAAAUAAGGACGAAACACUGUGA